CACGCUCAACAUGCUGCACUGAACGAACAAACAGCAGACACGAUGUUAUGCUAUGGCCAGAGAGAACCCAACCACCCGCGAAGCUGCCCGCAAAGGCGGCAGCGAGGAAGAAGCAGCCGGACUUCUGCAGCAUGUCACCAUCCAGGACCGAGACAGUAUUGGCGUUGGAGAUGAAGACGACCUUGUGCUUUUCGACAAGCCUGGAUCACCGGGAAAACCGCCGUCUCCAGGCGCGCCGCAAAGACAAUCAAGCUUCGCACAAAAUCGCCCGCAUGGACAGCCACGAACGCCGCAUCGAGUGCGAUUCGACGUCGCCGAGCCCGAAACCAUUCUUGAAGCCAAUGGGCACGCGCAUCCUCAUACGUGGACAGAAGAUGAGAAUUACAUGAAUGGCGAUGUGUCGUCAGGUGGCCAGCUGCGAGCGCCACUUCUGACCGGCAUCGAAGCACCAAGCGUAGCACUCGCAAACGACAUCGAGUAUCACGAGGACCUGCUGGCGGAACGACCCAAGAGUGGGCUCAAGAGCGCGUUCAUGAACAUGGCCAACAGUAUCAUUGGGGCUGGAAUCAUCGGACAACCAUAUGCGUUCAAGCAAGCGGGACUACUCACCGGCAUAACUCUUUUGAUCCUUUUGACCAUCACCGUGGACUGGACGAUCCGAUUGAUUGUCAAGAACUCGAAGCUGAGUGGGACAAACUCGUUUCAAGAGACUGUGGAACAUUGCUUUGGAAAGUCGGGUCUGGUCGCGAUAUCUGUGGCGCAAUGGGCGUUUGCAUUUGGAGGCAUGGUCGCAUUCUGCAUCAUCAUCGGAGACACGAUCCCACGAGUGCUGGCAUCGAUUUUUCCCACCCUCCACGCCAUCCCAGUUGUGGGCCUCCUUACGGAUCGAAGGGCCACCAUCGUGCUCUUCACGCUCGGCAUAUCAUAUCCCCUGUCCCUCUACCGAGACAUUGCCAUGCUUGCCAAAGCCAGUACCCUGGCCCUGAUCUCGAUGCUCAUCAUCAUCCUCACAAUCGUAGUCCAAGGCUCCCUCGCACCCUCCGACGUCAAAGGCCCCAUCAAAGGUUCCCUUCUCAUCAACUCCGGCGUCUUCCAAGCCAUCGGAGUCAUCUCCUUCGCCUUCGUCUGCCACCACAACUCCCUCCUCAUCUACGGCUCCCUCCGAACUCCCACCAUGGACCGUUUCGCCACAGUCACGCACUGGUCCACGGGAGUCUCCAUGCUCGCCUGCCUCAUCGUCGCGUUAGCAGGAUACCUGACCUUCGGAAGCCAAACGCAAGGAAACGUCCUCAAUAACUUCCCAAACGGAAACUUCAUGGUCAAUCUCGCUCGCCUCUGUUUCGGCCUCAACAUGCUCACCACCCUCCCACUCGAAUGUUUCGUGUGCAGAGAAGUCAUGACAUUAUAUUACUUCCCCGGCGAAGCUUUCAAUCCCAACCGACACCUGAUCUUCACGACAAGCUUGGUGCUUUCGGCUAUGGGCAUGGCAUUGAUCACAUGUGAUUUGGGAGUCGUGUUUGAAUUGGUGGGUGCGACGAGUGCUUGUGCGUUGGCGUAUAUUCUGCCUCCGCUAUGUUUCCUGAAACUUAGUAAGAAGGCGCGGACGUGGGAGCAUUGGAGCGCGUAUGUCUGUUUGGGGUUUGGGACGCUGGUGAUGGGGAUUUCUUUGAUACAGGCUAUGGUGAAGAUGAUUCGGAACGAUGGAAGGAGUGCGAGUUGUGAUGUGGGAUGAUAGAUAUAGAUUUUUAUUUGGACCAUGAUGCAUUUUGUGCUG
Pseudocercospora fijiensis CIRAD86 is the source of this 1774-nucleotide messenger RNA. RefSeq lists its product as uncharacterized. Gene Ontology annotation, biological process: amino acid transmembrane transport. NCBI's taxonomy places the organism in Eukaryota, Fungi, Ascomycota, Dothideomycetes, Mycosphaerellales, Mycosphaerellaceae. Gene Ontology annotation, cellular component: endoplasmic reticulum. The coding region runs from base 53 to 1732 and encodes 559 amino acids. The record is from RefSeq and is a predicted model, not a curated record. The transcript has a single exon. Gene Ontology annotation, molecular function: amino acid transmembrane transporter activity.